AUGCCUCCAACAAUUAUUUUGAUCAGACAUGCACAAGCUCUUCACAAUGUGUCUCAUAAGGCACGCAACUAUGAGCUACAUGAUCCGGCGUUGACCGACCUUGGCUUUGGAGCACAGUGUGACGAAUUAGCCAGAUCUCUCAAGGAUGACGUUCCACUCGCUCAGGAAAUUGAUCUUAUUGUAGUGAGCCCCAUGAGACGAACUUUACAAACAGCGCAGCAAGGCCUGGGCUGGUUGAUAAAGCGUGGUGUUCCCGUUCUGCUUCGACCUGAAUGGCAAGAGAGCUCAGACAAGCCAUGUGAUACAGGAACUCCCAUUGAACUCAUGGAAAAGGAAUGGCCACAAUUCGACUGGUCAGCUGUUGAUCCACUGUUUCCAGCGAAGUCUGGUCUCUAUGAAUUUUCGAAAGAUGCUCUGAUCGAGCGAGGAAUUGUAGCUAAAAAAUGGUUACAGCAACGCCCGGAGAAAGUCAUCGCUGUAGUCUCUCAUUCGGCGUUCCUCCUGACUUGCAUCAGCUACAAACGUUACGCGAAUGCCGACUACAGGAUUUUCGACUUUGCGAAUGGUGACGGACAGAAGAGUGCUGAGCUCGUGGAAUGGGAGCUGACCGAAUCAAGAGGCGGAGGGCUAGGAAAGAGUCCGAGAGGGACUUUUGGAAUGUCCGUUAAUGACUACCCCAUGGAGAUCGAAAAGGACAUUGGACAGGCGACAAAUGAGAUGCCAAACUAG
Sclerotinia borealis F-4128 is the source of this 729-nucleotide messenger RNA. NCBI's taxonomy places the organism in Eukaryota, Fungi, Ascomycota, Leotiomycetes, Helotiales, Sclerotiniaceae. The record is from the annotation of a GenBank genome assembly.